GCUCUUUAAAAAGGAUGGUGACUUUUGUUCCUUACUCACUGUGAAAUUCUCUUCAUUAACCAUGGACAUGGACACUGGUUACCGUCAGCGUUUGCCCACUGGGAUGGCCAUAUUCACAUCAAUACCAGACAUGUUUUAUGUGCUAGAGAUUAUCUUUGGAGGGCUGGUCUGGACUCUGGUGGCAUCCACGUUGAUUGAGCCUCAUAAUCCUCAGGCAUGGGUCAUGACAGUUUCAGUUUUCUGUUUCUGCAUGACCCUCAUCUGGAUGUUCGUCUUCAUCUGUGGAACACAUCACAGCAGCCGUGGGUGGGCAGCAGCGGACGUGUUCUAUCACUUCGUGGCAACGGUCCUCUACCUCAGUGCUGCUGUCCCUUUGGCUAAAGUGACCAUCGACAUGGGAGACAUUGUUGCAAGAAAUACCACGCAGGAACAAUACUACAAAAUGAACAUCUCAUCUUCUGUUUUUGCCUACAUUGCCACACUACUCUAUUUCGUCCAUGCCAUUUUCUCAGCCAUUAGAUGGAAGACCUUCUAGAGAGUGUUGUCCUGGUAGGAACGUCUGUAGGAUGUCAUAACACUGAGAUGAAAAUUGUUUAGAUCUACAUUGUACAAAUUUUGUAUAAAAUCACUUCCUUUAUUCAGCAGCAUGCCUCGUGCUGUAUAUCCUACUGUACGUUUUAUGUGAAACACAUUAUAACCUUAUUUUUGUAAAAACAGACAAAUUAAUAUUUAAGUAAGUUUUUUUGAAAUAACAUUUUAGAUGAAUGCCAAAACAUUGUGUGUUAUCUAAAUUUGCCUCUUCAUGUGGAUAAAAUAAAAUAAAAAUCUAUUUGAAAUCCA
Molecule: messenger RNA, 840 nt
Organism: Sardina pilchardus (European sardine)
Lineage: Eukaryota; Metazoa; Chordata; Actinopteri; Clupeiformes; Clupeidae
Product: myelin and lymphocyte protein-like
Exons: 5
Coding region: 62-535 (157 amino acids)
Biological process (GO): myelination
Cellular component (GO): membrane
Molecular function (GO): structural constituent of myelin sheath
Source: RefSeq, a predicted model, not a curated record